Messenger RNA from Choloepus didactylus (southern two-toed sloth), 7003 nucleotides. RefSeq names its product CDC42 small effector 2 (gene CDC42SE2). The transcript has 6 exons. The record is from RefSeq and is a predicted model, not a curated record. Gene Ontology annotation, biological process: regulation of Rho protein signal transduction. The coding region runs from base 951 to 1199 and encodes 82 amino acids. Gene Ontology annotation, molecular function: small GTPase binding. Gene Ontology annotation, cellular component: plasma membrane. NCBI's taxonomy places the organism in Eukaryota, Metazoa, Chordata, Mammalia, Pilosa, Megalonychidae.
GGGGUCGGAAGCAGCGGCGGCCCUGAUCGCGGAGCCGAAGCGGGAAAGCUAGCCGGCGGCCGCAACUCGGCCGGGGGUGGGGAAGUGUUCCCGCGCGCUCCCGCCCAGCCCUGGUCGCCAUCUUCCCGGUGCGCCGUCUUCUGUGCGGGUUCCAGCCCUGGCUCUUCGCCCUUCGCACGCACCGAGGCGGCUUCCUAGCUCGCCCGGGUUGAGGGCCCUACGCCCCGCGAAGCUUUUCGACGAGGUCCGCCGGCAGGCCAGUCUGUCUUCGGGGCGUGGCUGAGGGCGGGGCUGGCGCUGCAGCUGCGCGGCGGCGUCCGGCUCUCCCGUCGCUCCCCGAGCGCGCGCCGCCUCUCGCGCUGUCUGAGCGCGAGCCUGGACGGGGAAGGAGGGAGCCAGGAAGCGGCGUGCGCGUCGGGGAGCGCAGCUGCGGGCGUGGGGGUGGCAAGAGCCGCGGAGCGGGUGCCGGAGACAAAGGCGACGAUAGCACCAGUUAUGAGUGUGUGGAUUUUUGAGUGAAACCUCCAACCCAAAUGAAAAGAAACCUUCAAGGAACAAUUUCUACAACACUGAAUCUGUAGAGUCAUCUGUGUGCAUAAUAUGGAAUGUUCUCAGCCCAGAGAUAGCUGAAUGGGUUGCUGUGUUGACAAGGAGUGACUACCAGUUGUAAGCCCUGAGUCAAGACAACAGGUUUUAUACCAUACAUUCCCGGUGGUUAAGAAACAAGUCUCUGUGGAACCAGAAGCAAAGAAAGGAAACAUUCUGACAUUUUCUUUAUUAAAUUGACUGCAUAAGUUACUUGACUUACAGGAACAAAAACACAGUGAAAUACUAAAAUUAUCAUUUGGCAUCAUUGGACAUACAUCACAUUGAGGAGCGUGCUUUGUGGAGCUUCCUGAGUUGAGAUUUGGAACCUUCAUUGGUGCUCAUUUAUACUUUGAACUAUAAGCAUGAGUGAAUUCUGGCUGUGUUUCAACUGCUGUAUUGCAGAACAGCCUCAGCCUAAAAGGCGACGGCGGAUUGACCGAAGUAUGAUUGGAGAGCCAACAAACUUCGUACACACAGCUCACGUAGGAUCAGGAGACCUGUUCAGCGGAAUGAAUUCAGUUAGCUCCAUUCAGAACCAAAUGCAGUCCAAGGGAGGCUAUGGAGGCGGGAUGUCUGCCAACGUGCAGCUCAUGGACACUAAGGCAGGAUAGCCCCAGGGAUAGCCUUCUCCAUGUUGAUGGAUAUCUGGGUGAUGCCUUUCUAACUUCUUCAUGCUGAAAAGGGAAGUCAACACUAUGUGAUAGAGGAGUGAAACUGGUUGUCAUUCUUGGAGAGACUUACCUCUGAGCUUCAGGGCUUUACUGAUGUAGGAACAAUCCAGAGGCUUUUAAGUCUCUGAAAAAUAAACUUAAAAAGUAAAUUAAAAUUACAGGUUUAAAUAAAAGGAAUAGAAGGAGGUGAUUUAUAACUGUUACAUUGGGGAAAUCUUAGAUAGAAACCAGGGUUUUCCUUAGGGUUUUCAGGAAUAGUAUUGAGAGUAUCUGGUUGAGACCUGCAUAAGAGUAACCUCCAGAAUGAUCUCCUGACUCAAUUUGAAAUCUUUUAGCCAUUGAAAAUUUUAUUUCUUUUCCCCUUUUAGAUCACAAAUCCAUUGCUAAUCCCACAGUGUCAGGAAGGUCACCCCUGGAAGUCAUGUCCCACAUACGGGGGAAGGUAGUGAGUGUAUUUGCAGAGUUUGGCUUACAGGGAGACCAUGUUUGAGCAACAUGGAGAUUGUCAAGGGUUACUCUUAGGCUUAGGCAUUAUGUCAUUACAGAAAUAAGUUUUCCUUUUAUUAGGCAGGGCUCAUAUAUUUUAGAGUAAAUUAGGACCCCUUAUUGCUUGAGAGAAUAAUAGAAAUUCCCCAGUUGGGGAAGUUUAAUAGUUCCACACUUGCUUUCCCCAGUCCUUCAAGGGACCUUGCAAAUACUUUUUCAUUUUAUGCCCAAAACACUCUGAAAUGCCUCAGGGUAUUACAUGAACUUGUACAGAAUACUAAGAUCUCAUUCCCUAUUCUAGGUUCCAUGUCAAAUAAAGCUGAAUGAGGCUGUUUAAAUAAAUUUCUCCUCCUUUGGUCUCACACAGAAAUUAAGGUAUUACCUUUUACCCUGUAGUUAGAUUUACCUUCGUCCUAACCAGAUCAGCCUCAUUCAUAUCCCUAAUUGAAAUCUGAUCUUUUUUCAGCUUCUUUAACAGUUGUUGUAUGGAGUACUGUUGCUCCUUUAGUGCUUUGAGAGCUACAGAACUCUGAGCUUGAGUCUCAGGUGUCACACAGAUAUCCAGAGUUCCAGGGAGCUACCAGGUUAUACACAAAGAGCAGAGGGUCUCAGAAUUCAGAAAUAACUGUUAAAGCUCAGGAGUUAAUAUGACUGCUGUAAGAGCUUGCUUUCUUACAAGCAUUUUCUAAAUGAACUAUUUUCAGAAUUAAAAACAUUUGACAAGUGACUUAUAUUGGGGUCAUCAAUCACAAACCAUAGCAGAAGUUUUGUCCUGUGACUUAUACACAUUUACCAGGUUUAUGUUAAUUAACAGGUAAAACAUUAUUUAUAUACUUGGCUUGCUUCUCUUUUAAAGUCCCUUUUUGUUGACCACAUGUACUUUUGAGAAACAUUAGAGUGUAGCAUAACUGACAAGGAAAUUUCGUUUCCAUGGCAUGUAACAUUCUUCUAAGAACAGCCAGAACUAUGACUAACAAUAUCAUACUGUUGUCUAACAGCAUGCAGAUAAGUAUCAGGAUAUAACAUGGACAGUGAGAACAUUGUUAAGUCUUUAGGAAUUUUAAACAAUCUUUAAAUAUAAGAAUAACAUUUCACCUGUACAAAUUUAACCAAGAGAAGGUUGGAAGAUCCCUUUUAAUUUUUAUAACAAUUCUGAAACAUUUCUUAUAUAAUAUAUUACAUUAUUUUUAGCACCUCCUUUUACAAGGUGAAAGAACAAAUCCUUUGCAACAAUUUGAAAUAAAACAAUACUUUUUAGGGUUUGAUUUUUUGGAGGGCAAAAUGUCAAAAGUUGUUAGAUUUGAACAUCAUGUUUUGGUUUCUUGUUUAACCAAAUUGACAACUAAAAGUAAAAUAGGAGUUAAUAUGUUUGUAAGAAAAAGACUUAAGUUCCUUUAAAAGUGAGACUUGUCUUCUAAGAUAAAGGAUGAUAAGGUCAACAUAAACAUCAACAAGGAUACUGUUCUGAUAUAGUAUUUUUGUCUUCUAGAUAGAAUAUUCAGAUCAUAAAAAAACUUUUUAUAACCUUUCCUUGAGCAGACUAUAAUCUUCAUUAUUUUAACAGAAAACUAAACUCCAGUUUUGUAUGAAUAGAUCAUUUGACACAAAAGCUCUUAAAAAUAUUUAUAAACAAACCUAUCAAAUUAUUGAUCAGCAUUGACUAUGACAAACAAUUCACUUUCACAAACCUUCUACAGCUUUCCAUAUUCACCCACGUUUUGCCGUACACAUUCUCAAGGACAAAAUUACAUACCUUUCUUUAAUAAGCACACCUUGUAUACUUUACAUACCCGCAUACUGUAAGUUACCAAAAAGAUCAUUGAUACUGUCUUUAAACAUCCUACAAAACAUUUAUUUUAAAAUCAAGUUUGUUAAAAUGGUAACUUAAUUUCAUUAAACACAAACUUACAUUUUUUAUCAUCUUAAAGAUCUAAUAGAUACAAUGCUAGCUUAUUUUAUCAGUAAACUUGUAUAAAUUUAGGGAGAACAUACCUUACUAGAAUAAAAUUUAAUUUGUUUGGUUGAAAAAGUCAUCCUAAAAACAGGAAUAGGCCUAGACUUUGUCACUGCUUUUUUGCAGUAUAUUUGCCCCUUUUUUUUGGGAGGUUAAAAAAAUCUCUGUUUCCAUAAUAUCCUAAAAUUAUGAACAAUCUCAAAAGCAUCAUACUCUGGAAAAUAUACUACAAUCAUAUAAUUUGUCUCAUGCAUAAAUCCUGGAAAACUUUUCCUUAGCUCUCAAGGACAUUUUCCUUUACUUUCUGAAGUUUGGCAGUUAGAGCUUAUUCAAAACCCCUACUCCAAGGUGAUUUAUAGUUUAAUAAUGAUUUGUUUAUUGUGCUCACCAUUGCAAAGGUAUUAUUGGAAAAAAAAAUAAUUUUAAAUUGGGGAAUUCUCUCAGGACAAGCAUGGCCUAUUACACAACAUUUCCUCUGUGCCUACCAUUUCCAAUCUCCAGGCCUAGUAGAAGAAUUCUAAACUAAGCCCACCCAACCCCAUCUCUCUGCACCCAACCCUUCCUCUAUAGCUGCCUUAUCUGGUUCAUUCAUAUUAAACCAAGGUUUAAGAGGCCCUUGGGGCAGGGCUAGGUGAACCUGAAUGAGGCCUGGUCUUUUGAAUUUGGUUUGUAAAAGUUUUAAAUGAGGGCGGAGGGAUUUAUGACCCAUAAGGUGUCCUUAGUAUUGAUGAGAGUUUCUAUGCCCUUUUUUUAAUGUAAUCUUACUGAGAAAUGUUCACACACCAUACAAGCCAUCUGAAGUAUAAUCACAUAGUUGUGCGUUCAUCACCAUGAUCAAUUUUAGAACAUUUGCAUUACUCCAGAAAAAGAAAUAAAAAGGGAAAAAAGAAAUAAAAAGGGGAAAAAAAAAACCCCAAACACCCCCUACCCCUUAUUUUCCACCCUCCCCUUAUUGACCCCUAGUAUUGCACUCUACCCAAUUUUGUAAGAUUUACAAUAAAGGUAGGUUAACUAAGGCAGUAUAGUAUUCUCAGAGACAGAUAAUAUAAAUGAGUAAAACAGAAUAAAACAUCCAGAAGAAGAUCCAUACAAACAUGCUAUGCUGUUCUUUUAAUUGUUUCCAAUUAUAAGAUCUAUUUUGCCUAAGGAUGUUACCCAGACAAUUGGAAAAGUUUUUGCUUUUUCCGGAGGCAGCCCUCUGCUGCCUUCAGGAAAUUCUGGUUUCUUUCCAACGUGCAGGUUUGUUGAUAGUAAUUACAAGUAUUAAGUCUUCAAACCCUGAAACCCUGGUACCUAGAGGAGGCAUUGGUUAUUUGUUUUGUUUUGUUUUUUCUUUUGGGACUCCAGGAGUACUAAUUUUUAGAUAUAGAUAUUGAUACAGAUAUAGGCACUUAUUUAUCUUUCUGCAAUUCCAGUAGAGUUCCUUUAAGAGUUUUUGUUUGCUAAUUUAGUACUACCAUCUGGAGGUAAGAAAAUAUACAUUGAAUUAAUAGACAGACACAAAUAGGAAGUUAGACGCACACACAAAAACCGGAAACAAAUAUAAAACUCACUAAUUUGAACUUGCCUUUUUCAUCCUUUUUUUGGUAUGCUUGAAUAUUUAUUAGCCCAAUCUGGGUUAUAGGUUGCUAAUAUUGAAGUAACUAAGCUUUCUAUUUUCUUUGGGCCCUCUAUCUAUAGAUUGGGGUAUUAUUCUUCCAAUUAUAUAAAUCUGAUAUGGAGAAUGGGGUCUGCACAUGUACAGAUCUCUCGGGCCUCCCUAUUGGUCUAUUCCUAUAGGCACUUGCUGGAGGGGUAGAAGUUUUUCAGGUGGCUCUGCUGCUGGUUUUAGAGAAUAGCCCUGGCCAAAUUGAGUACCCUGACGGGUAUGGGAGAGGGAGACCACUUCUGUAUCAGGCUCUUCCACCUCCAGUAAAGGGGGAUACAGAGGAGGAUGAGGACAAGGGUAGGGGAGCUUCUUUCCUGAUCUCUUGGCCCCUUGGCUAUAGAGUGGAGGUGGAGCAGGUGAAAACAUUAAUAAAGCUUCUACUAGAUCCUUGAGCUUUGAAUUCGAGAGAACAUUUUUCUUUUCUUUGCUAAUUUUUACAUGUAGAAUUUUCAUACGUCAUCUCAUCCCAUUUCUGCUCUCUUCUGCAGAACAACUCUUAACUGUAAUACAGUGUUCUUUUCUAUAGAGCCCUUCUUAAGCCAUUUCUCUCCUAAUUCUAAAUCAUACCAAGGCCAGACUUUGUUUUUUUCAUAGGCUCAUAAGUAAAAUCUUUCCAAUUUUUCAAAAUAUGGCCCAAAGGGCUAUUAUUCAGGAAUGCUUUUAGAAUUUCCCAUUUUAAAGAAUUUAAGUAUCACACCAAUUAACAGGAUUAAACACAUAAUUUCAUUAAAUACCAGUUAAUUGUUGGAUUAACUGUUGGAUUACUUGUUUUCCAGGAGUAUGCUCAAGAGACAAACUAAGGUCAGGGCCUCGAACCCCAUACAGAAUGAUACUCAGAAAACAGAAGGGUGUAGAGGUCAGAGCAAGGGGGAUUGUUCUAGAAGUGGAACCCAGGCCUCAAAACCCAGGUCCAGGGGACUUGAACCUCUGCACUAACUUCCCAGUCCACUUUUACUUUGGUGACCCACCCACCUAGUCAGAUGUCUGGACUUGGAACUGGAAACUGUUUCUCUAUUUGAAGCUUUUUAAAGUGCUGAGAGGGCCAGGAGUGCCAAUCAGAGCAGAAGAAAACCCAGUUGCUGAGGCCUCUAGUCUAAGAGUUAGUGGCCACAAAGGGCUUGAUUACUGUGCUUACCUGUCCUGCUGAGGCUCCAGAGCUUCAGGCAUUAGACUUCUUGCUUCUUAGGGACCUGGUCCCACCAAUUGCCAAGUUGAUAGCAAACAAAUGUGGGGUUCUCUGCCCUAUGUGCCUAACAGCCAGUCUAUGACACUAGGGUUUCAAAGAGAGAAAGCGGUUAUUGCCAUGCAUGAAGCAGGAGAUCAGAUGGCCUAUUGGCCCCAAAAUCUGUCUCACCACAUUUUUUCUUAUUAGUUUUAGGUUGCUCUUUACCUCAUGAAGAACUUUAAAUGCUUUAAGCCUCUGGGUGGGAAGGAGGCUUUGACUGGGAUUCUGGUGACAAGAUGCCUCUUAUGUGACCUUUAAAGAUAAUUAUCUUGACUAUCGAUACUGUGGGUAAUAUGAGUAGUGAAGUAAUUUUAUAUUUUAACGUUAUAUUAUUUGUAACUCUUUCAUUGUAAACUUUUCAAAUUUAAAAAUAAGACAGUGUUAAAAAGGAUGAACCCUGAAAGUAUAAAAAUAAUUGGAUUUUCUCUUGG